UUACCUUCUCGGACGGGUUGCCCCGGAUUGUCCCGGGUUGUCCCGGUUCCUCCCGGUGUGGCCGAGCGGCAUGGCCCGGAAUGGCGGUCUCUCCCCCCCGCCCGGCACGGCCCGGUCCCCGGAGAGCUCGCGGGGGGAGCUCUGUGAGCGGGUGCUGGACAUGGAGAGGGAGCUCCGGGGCUGCCGGCAGGAACUGCGCCGCAUCCAGAGACAGCUGGGCCGGAGCGAGAGACUUCACCGGAGCACGGAGAGCCGGAACCGGGAGCUCACCCGGCAGGUAGAAGAGCUGAGCAGAGAAAUCCAUGAGAGGCAAACAAACUCAGAGAAAGGGACUGAUCAGGAGGUUCAGACAGAUGAUUAUUCCACUUGGUCAUAUUCGGAUUACUACAACUAUUCUUCCCAUGCUAAUUGUUAUGACACAAAUAUUACUUGUGGAACGGCUGUUCAGGAGGUUGGCAAUAGCAACGUAGAACCUGCUGGCGUGUUCGAUUCAUCUGUUACUGAAUCAGCAGAACAUUCAGAGGAGCCCAGCGUUCCGUGCCUUGGAGAAGAUCCCGCAGAAUUAUAUGCUGACAAUGUUCAGGAUGAAGAACAAGGAUCCCUGGCAGAAGCUGCACGGUCUCAGACUGACUUUAAAUAUGAUGAAAGUUAUGUAAAGACUGUUUCGGAUGAAGAACAAGGAUCCCUGGCAGAAGCUGCACGGUCUCAGACUGACUUUACAUAUUAUGAAAGUUAUGUAAAGACUGUUUCGGAUGAAGAACAAGGAUCCCUGGCUGAUAGCUUGAGAGCAACUGCAGAAGCUGCACUGUCUCAGACUGGCUUUACAUAUGAUGAAAGCUCUGGGAUGUACUAUGACCACAAUACUGGAUUUUAUUAUGACUCGGAAUCUCAGUUAUACUACGACUCUUCCACUGGUAUAUAUUAUUACUGUGAUGUGGAAAGUGGAAUCUACCAGUUUCAUUCUCGAGUGGACUUGCAGGCCAUUACAGACACAAACUCUCAGCCAAUCAGAAACAAAAGGGAGAAGAAGAAGAGAAAGGAGUUGUUUAAUAACAUGGCAACAAAGGAAAAGGGUACAAAGGAGUUGAAAUCAGUGCUAAGCUCAUCUUACAGUAGUGCAGAUCAUGACAGACUCAGUGCAUCUGAAAGGAAAGAGUUUGCCAGUGACAUAAAGAAGGCCAAGAUGAGCAGUUAUAAUGUAGAUUCUAAUGGCAGAAAGAGCUCCUCGUCUUCCGAGGAGAGUGAGCCAGAGGAGGGUGAAAUUCUAAACUCUGACAAUGAGAAGACUUCCAGUGAUGACGAGCUGUCCUGUGGCAACAGUCAAACUACCAACAACUCAGACAUGGAAGAUGCCGAGACAAUCUGGCCCCCUUGUAUCCGAGUAAUAGUGGUACGUUCACCGGUAUUGGAGAAAGGAUCCCUUUUCAUCAUUACAGCUGUAAAAAGGGCCACCAUUGGACGAGAAAAGGACAUGGCCCAUACCAUCCGAAUCCCGGAGCUUGGUGUCAGUAAGUUUCAUGCUGAAGUGUAUUUUGACCAGGAUUUACAAAGCUAUGUUCUCAUCGACCAAGGCAGUCAAAACGGUACCGUUAUUAACGGAAAGCAGAUUUUACAGCCCAAACAAGUUUCUGAGCCUUGUGUGCUGGAGCACGGAGAUGAAGUGAAAUUUGGUGAAACCGUACUUUCUUUCCACGUUCACCCAGGCAGUGAUACCUGCGAUGGAUGUGAACCUGGGCAAGUCAGAGCUCAUCUUCGCCUCGAUCAGAAAGAAUCAGAUUUAGCAGGUCCAAUACUAAGCAAAGAAGGGAAGGAAUUAUUAAGAAGACAGGAACUUAAACAGAUUAGAGUGAAAUAUGGCUUGCAGAGUGCUGACUAUGAAGAAAAUAAAGCUUUGAAAACUUCAAAAUACCUGGACCGGGCUGGAAAGCGCAGAGAGAUAGUUGGAAGUGAGGGAACUUUCCAGCGAGAAGAUGCACCAUCAUCUGUACAUGUUGAAAUCAAUGAGAAGAACAAAGGGAGAAAAAUGCUUGUGAAGAUGGGAUGGAAAAAAGGAGAUGGCCUUGGAAAAACUGGUGAUGGUUUGAGAGAUCCGAUUAAAAUUCAGCUCCGUCAGAAGAAAGCAGGGCUGGGGACAUAUAACCCUUCUUCCAUUGAGGAAAUUCAGACCAAAACUCAGAACAAGAAGAAUUGGGAGAAAGCCAGGGAGCGAUAUGCAGAAACCUUUCCAGAAGACAAGCAGCCGCAUGAAUCCAAGAGAGGAAGUUCUUGGGUUAAAGGCUCUGCACGAUGACAUCCUAUACAAAGGCGCACUGUGGUCUGAUCUGCUGUAUGCACAGAAUGCAUUUGUUUAGGUCUUUGUCGCCCCUUUCCAAUUAUUUGCACAUUUAGACUGUUGCAUACAUGUAGUGUCCUUCUAUAAAACUGGCAUCUAAAUCAAUGUAUGCUGUCAUGUGCAUAAUACAAUAUGACAAGGGAACUGCAAACCUUAGUCUAGAAUCGCUGAACUGGAAAAUUACUAACAUUGGGCAAUAUUUCCAAUUUGACGAAUUUAGCCAAAAAAAAAAGCGCAACUCUUUAGGGCUUCUCUACAAUUUUCAGUUUAGAGAAAACACUAAGAAAUGUGUAGUGAAUUGACAACCAGAUUUCCAAUAUUCUGGCAUUUUUUGUAAUUUGUGUAUAUAGUAUAGAUCUCCUUCCCAAAUUCAACAAAAAUGUUUUUAAGUAUUUUGUGAAUAUUUCACUUAAUUUCUGUAAAUACCACAUGUGCGAAUUUUCAUGAAUUCAAUGUGAAUUUGGGCUUUGAGGCCAAACUAGCCCAAAUAAAAAAAUAUAGUGGUCUUGA
Messenger RNA from Pelobates fuscus (common spadefoot toad), 2842 nucleotides. RefSeq names its product angiogenic factor with G-patch and FHA domains 1 (gene AGGF1). Lineage: Eukaryota; Metazoa; Chordata; Amphibia; Anura; Pelobatidae. Gene Ontology annotation, biological process: positive regulation of angiogenesis. Gene Ontology annotation, molecular function: nucleic acid binding; protein binding. Bases 71 to 2290 code for a protein of 739 amino acids. The record is from RefSeq and is a predicted model, not a curated record. The transcript has 16 exons.